CACAUCCUCUCCGUGAUCCCUCCACCAGAGAAGCAACAUCCUCUGGCAGCUGUGAGGGGAAGCUGUCCUCACAGAGUCUCUCCACUCUGCAGCAGGUAACACCCAAAAGCCAAACUGUGGCGCCGCCGUCAAAUAACAACAACAACCGCCGCUGGGUCAGGUAUCGCUCUCUCUCUCUCUUUCUCUCUCUCUGUCCCUGUCAUUGAGACACAUUUUGACAAGAACCAGAGAGGAGACUUAUAGCAAUACUUCUGUCAACUGUCUGGACACAAAAAGGAAAGAUGAUGGAACUCACGAUUCAGCUUAUCCCUACAGGGGAAAUUAUUCUUUCUCCAGGGAAAAAUGGAGAACACUACUGCCACUGCUGCAAGGUGGUGGCUAGUGACGGGGUGCGGGCUAUGAUGGAGUCGGCCCUGACAGCCAGAGACAGAGUGGGGGUGCAGGACUUUGUCCUCCUGGAGAACUACACCAGUGAGGCGGCCUUCAUCGAGAACCUGCGCAAACGGUUUAAAGAGAACCUCAUCUACACUUACAUUGGUUCAGUGCUGGUGUCAGUUAACCCAUACAAGGACCUGGAGAUCUACACCAAGAACCACAUGGAGCGAUAUCGUGGAGUCAACUUCUACGAGGUCUCACCACACAUCUAUGCUGUAGCAGACAACUCCUACCGCUCCAUGAGGACAGAAAGGAAGGACCAGUGCAUCCUGAUCUCUGGGGAAAGUGGAGCUGGGAAGACGGAGGCGUCCAAGAAGAUCCUGCAGUACUAUGCAGUCACCUGUCCUGCCAGCGACCAGGUGCAGACUGUCAAAGACCGCCUGCUGCAGUCCAAUCCUGUGCUGGAGGCCUUUGGCAAUGCCAAGACGUUGCGUAACGACAACUCAAGUCGCUUUGGCAAGUACAUGGACAUUCAGUUUGACUUUAAGGGCGCCCCGGUUGGAGGCCACAUCAUCAACUACCUGCUGGAGAAGUCCCGCGUUGUCCACCAGAACCACGGAGAGAGGAACUUCCACAUUUUCUAUCAGCUGAUCGAAGGAGGGGAGGAAGACCUGCUGAGACGCCUGGGCUUGGAGAGGAAUCCUCAACAGUACCAGUACCUCGUCAAGGGUAACUGUCCCAAAGUGAGCUCCAUCAAUGAUCGCAGUGACUGGAAAGUGGUGAAGAAAGCCCUAAGUGUGAUUGGCUUCAAUGAGGACGAUGUGGAGGAGUUGUUAAACAUAAUUGCCAGCGUUCUUCACCUGGGGAAUGUGCAGUACGGCGAUGAAGAGGGCAACGCUUGCAUCACCUCUGACACACAGAUCAAGUACCUGGCCAGGCUGUUAGGAGUGAAUGGCACGGUGCUGACAGAGGCACUAACUCACAAGAAGAUUAUUGCCAAGGGAGAGGAGCUAAUGAGUCCUCUAAACCUAGAGCAGGCCUCAUACGCUCGGGAUGCUUUGUCCAAGGCUGUGUACGGACGCACUUUUACCUGGUUGGUGAACAAGAUCAACGCCUCACUGUCAUACAAGGAUGACUCCUCCAAGACCUACUCUGUCAUUGGUCUGCUGGACAUCUAUGGGUUUGAAGUCUUCCAGAAUAACAGCUUUGAGCAGUUCUGCAUCAACUACUGUAACGAGAAGCUGCAGCAGCUUUUCAUCGAACUCACCCUCAAGUCGGAGCAGGAGGAAUACGAGUCAACGAGCAUCACGUGGGAGCCUGUGCAGUACUUCAACAACAAGAUCAUCUGUGACCUGGUGGAGGAGAAGUUCAAAGGCAUCAUCUCCAUUCUGGAUGAAGAGUGUCUAAGACCUGGAGAUGCCAGUGACAUCACGUUCCUGGAGAAGCUGGAGGACAUCGUGGGAGGACACGCGCACUUUGUCACGCACAAGCUGGCUGAUGGAAAAACACGGAAGGUGAUGGGUCGCGAUGAGUUCCGACUGCAGCAUUACGCUGGAGAGGUCAACUACAACGUCAAUGGUUUUCUGGACAAAAACAAUGACCUGCUCUUCAGGAACUUAAAGGAGGUCAUGUGUAUGUCAGAGAACAACAUCCUCAACCAGUGUUUCAACAAGGAGGAGCUGAGUGACAAGAAACGCCCUGACACGGCAGCCACCCAGUUCAAGGCCAGUCUGGCGAAGCUAAUGGAGAUCCUCAUGUCCAAGGAGCCGUCGUACGUCCGCUGCAUCAAACCCAAUGACUCCAAACAAGCAGGUCGAUUUGAUGAGGUUCUGAUUCGACACCAGGUCAAGUACCUGGGACUGAUGGAGAACCUGAGGGUGAGGAGAGCGGGAUUUGCUUACAGACGGCGCUACGAGGUUUUCCUGCAGAGGUACAAGUCACUGUGUCCAGACACGUGGCCAAACUGGCAGGGGAAACUGGCCGACGGUGUCGCCACACUGGUCAAACACCUGGGAUACAAGCCAGAGGAGUACAAGCUGGGAAGGUCAAAAAUCUUUAUCCGUUUUCCAAAGACCUUGUUUUCCACUGAGGACGCACUAGAGACCAGGAAACACAGUCUGGCCACUCAGCUGCAGGCAGGAUGGAGAGGCUACAGCCAAAGGACUAAAUACCUGAAGCUCCGAACUGCAGCUAUUGCUGUGCAGGCGUGGUGGAGAGGAAUCCUGGCCAGGAGGAGAGCCAAGCAGAGGCGUCAGGCUGUCGAUACUAUUCGCAGGUUCGUCAAGGGCUUCAUCUACCGCCACAAGGAGCGCUGUCCAGAGAACGAGUACUUCCUGGACUAUGUUCGCUACUCAUUCCUGAUGAAGCUGCACAGGAACCUUCCCAAAAACGUCCUGGACAAAAGCUGGCCCACGCCCCCAGCUGCUCUCACCGAGGCAUCGGAGCAUCUACGAAAGUUGUGCAUGCAGAACAUGGUGUGGAGCUACUGUAAGAAGAUCAGUCCUGAGUGGAAGCACCAGAUGGAGCAGAAGGCGAUCGCCAGUGAACUCUUCAAGGACAAGAAGGACAACUACCCCCAGAGUGUCCCCAAACUCUUUCUCAGCACAAGACUCAACGGCGAGGACAUAAACCCCAAGGCCCUGCAGACUCUGGGCAGUGAGAAGAUGAAGUAUGGAGUCCCCGUAACCAAGUAUGACAGGAAGGGCUACAAGGCUCGGCCCCGACAACUGCUGCUCACGGGCAACAGCGCCAUCAUCAUAGAGGAGGCUAAGGUCAAGCAACGCAUCGACUAUGCAGCUCUGAAAGGGAUCUCUGUCAGCUCUCUCAGCGACGGCUUGUUUGUUCUGCACGUGCCCAGUGAAGACAACAAACAGAAGGGCGACGUUGUCCUGCAGAGCGACUACGUGAUCGAGACCCUGACCAAGAUUGCAAUCUGUGCCGACAAAAUCAACAGCAUCAACAUCAACCAGGGCAGUAUAAAAUUCACAGGGACUCAGGGAAAAGAGGGGAUCAUAGACUUCACCCCGGGGUCGGAACUCCUGGUGGCCAAGGCAAAGAAUGGACACCUGUCUGUGACGGCUCCCCGACUCAACUCCAGAUGAUGACAACACUCUUAUGUCUCACACACAAUACAAACACACACAGACACACACACACACACACACCAGAACCUACAUUCUCCUGACCUCUCCCACCCUCCAAUCAUGAGACUGCAGACCUGCUCUGCCUAAGCCAAUCAGAUGCCAUCUGUCAUGACCCAGGUGGCGUGUGCUUCCGAUUAAAAAAAAAAAAAAUGCAGCAAAACUAAUAGAAAUAUUUAUGUUUAUAUGUUAUAUUUUAGUGAUUAAUACAGUCGCUGUUGAAAUAUUCUGAUUUUUAUAUGUGAGGCCAAGGAAUAACAAGGUGCGUUUUUCUUGCACCGUGCCUGUUUAAUGUGCUUUUUGUGGGAACAUGACCAAGUUAGGACAAGGGAGAGUCUACAUCGAAGACACCAGGGAGGAGGUGGAUGUGGACAAAAUUCAGGGUUGUUUGUUGAUCGUCUCGUCUGUCUUGCCUCUUGUCUCGCUUUCCUUGUUUAAUUUUUUUUUUCCCUGCUUGUCCCAAAGACGUUGAUUGUCUUGCUGACUUGACGCUUCUCUAACCGAGGUGAAUGACGGGUCGUUGGAAUCUUGAGGGUGCGACAGUACGUAGAGCCGUGGAGAUUUUCAGGGAUGGCGAAUGACAGGGUUUUCAAUUAAAGCGUAACGUAGUGUAGGACUGGCUCGUUUCACAUCGACAUCACAAGCUAAACAAACGGCGGAUGAUCAGUGUCUGUCCAUGAAGGGGGAGGUGAAGGGAUUUGAAGUGAGGUUCUGGGAGGAACUAAAAUAUUUCAGUGGAGGUUUCUACAUCAGAACUGUUUGGUUAAUUUGUUGAGUUCCGUUAAGAAUAUCAUUGACAAUUUAGCCUUUGAUUUGCUGUGACUCACUGCUGCCCACAGGAAGUUAUAAUUGACUGAAGACUUGUACAUUUUCCUGUUUAAAAUUACCAUCGUAUCAGUGAGCAGUUCACAAACCAAAGGUCCAAACUGAAGAGAAAAACAGUAAACAUCUGAGCAUCAAAGUUGCCGAUGACCUCACUUCAAAAAAACCCUUUCUCAGCACCACCACGUUCUCUGUUAAAGUGAAUAAAGAAAGUGAGGAACUGCGAGAGGAACGGAGAUGAGAGGGUUGUGUGAAAAGACAGACUGAGGGACGCAGCGGUCUUUAUGCCUUGUUUCUUCUGUUAAACUGCUGCAGCCAUGGAUUUAGCUGGGAAGGAAGGCCUUUGUCCUGCGAUCAGUCACUGAGCAGCAGCUCUGUUUUUUUAUUUUUUUGUUUAAAUUCUACCUGCGUUUCCCCAUGAUCCUCUCUGCUAUUUAAACCAACUUGACUUUAUUUGGUUUGAUGACGCUAUAACUAGACGGGUGUGACGGCUACCUCUGACCAAGCUCUGACCAAAGUUUUUCCAUUUAAUUUCAUGCCAUGAUUUCUUUUUGUGAAUAGUAAUAGUGCAUUUUAAAUAGUUAAAAAAAUGAUUCUGAGGCCAAUAACUGCAGUUUUACAGAUGAAAAUCACAUCUCUAAACUUCUCAUCUUCCCUGAAGACACACUUUUUGAUGUUUAGCCUAAAAAACCGCCAGCAACACUAAAAACCUUCAGUCAAAUAUAUAAAUAUAUUUAUAUGUAAUUAUACAUUAUAUUUACAUUAUAUAUAAGCAUAUAUGUAUAUGUAUAUUAUAUAAGCACAUAUAUUUACAUAUAUAUAAUAUACAUGACAUAUAAGCAUGUAUACAUAUGUGCUUGAAUAUAAUGUUUUAUGUUGUAUAUAAAACAUGAAAUGUGUUUCCACAGAAUUUCUUUACUCCCUAUAGUUUGCCUGAAUUCAGAACUGUGUCCCUGUGUGCUGUAACAUUGGGUGGUGAUGUGGGUGCAAUAUAAAAAAAAAAGUACUUUAAGGCCACACCUUAAAAUAUAGCCUGGCCAAAGAUGACCCUGUAGUGGAUUUCUCCUGAUUCUGUGUAUGGUUUGUCUGGCGUCCUGAUGUUUAUGUUCCAGGACAGAGACGUGUUUUUUUUUUGUUUUUUGUUUUUUGUUUUUUAUAGUUUGUGUUCAGUGAUCAACCUGAGAGAAUCAAGCCAUGUGUUGGAGAAAAGAAGCUUCUAGUAUUGUUCGCUAUCAUGAUCCUGUGCCUUGUUUAACAGCAAUACUACGUGUGUGAACGUUGAAAAAAAAAAAAAAGAAAAAAAAAAGAAGAAGAAUACUGUAAAUACCUCCCUCACAGUCCAGUCAGUAGCCAAUGUGCUGCUCCGAGUCUUUCCGGGCCUUUGUUUUGUCCCAGCAGCACCUAAACGCCUCUACGU
This is a messenger RNA of Cynoglossus semilaevis (tongue sole), 5754 nucleotides long. RefSeq names its product unconventional myosin-Ic. The record is from RefSeq and is a predicted model, not a curated record. The coding region runs from base 282 to 3476 and encodes 1064 amino acids. Gene Ontology annotation, molecular function: actin filament binding; microfilament motor activity; ATP binding. Lineage: Eukaryota; Metazoa; Chordata; Actinopteri; Pleuronectiformes; Cynoglossidae. Gene Ontology annotation, cellular component: myosin complex; cytoplasm; plasma membrane. The transcript has 33 exons. Gene Ontology annotation, biological process: endocytosis; actin filament-based movement; actin filament organization.